AUGUUGUGUUUUCGUCCAAGCGACAAGCGUGGCUCAGUUGGGUACCGCGGAACACCAGGAACUCAAAAUGGCCACUCUAACCACCAACUUGCAAACUUUCCAGUUUCAGCUACUACGGGACAACAUUCAAUUACCCGAGCUUGCCUCUCUUUAUCCUUCACUAUACGUUCACCACUUAAAAUGCUCACCCUUUUCACCCUCAGACCGCUUUCAUCGUCUCCUACACCUUGCCUCACCUCCAACUUCUUCCACUUCUCUCCUCCUUGUUCUACUUCUUUCCUCUAUAGCUUUAGACCCACCAGUCGUUUUAACUUCCCAACUUCUUGUGGAGGUUCUGGUGCUGCUGAUGAUGACAAGAUUAAAGGUGAUGCUGAAGCUGAUGGGGGGUUGCAAGGGGACAAUGCUGUUAAAGGUACCCUUUUGGCUGGGUUAUUGCUAGUUGGUGUUGUUGGUGGAUUUGCCGCUGUUGGAUAUAUUUACAAGGAUCAGCUCAAUUCUUUCUUGGACCAGUUUUCUGGGUUUAUUGAAGAUUAUGGACCAGCUGGAUAUGCUUUAUUUGUUGCAGUUUAUGCAGGACUGGAAAUCCUUGCGCUUCCAGCAAUUCUAUUAACCAUGUCGGCAGGUCUUCUUUUUGGCUCUAUUAUUGGCACCAUUAUUGUCUCUAUAAGUGGAACACUUGCUGCUAGUUUGGCCUUUCUAAUUGCUAGAUAUUUUGCUCGUGAGCGAAUUCUUAAACUGGUUGAAGGAAACAAAAAGUUUCUUGCCAUCAACAAAGCAAUUGGUGAAAAUGGAUUCAAAGUUGUUACCCUUCUUCAUUUGAGCCCUUUGCUUCCAUUUUCCCUGGUGAAUUAUUUGUACGGAUUGACGUCUGUUGAGUUUGUCCCAUAUCUCCUGGGAAGUUGGUUGGGAAUGCUUCCAGGAACAUGGGCAUAUGUGAGUGCUGGCUCAUUUGUCCGUGCAAUUAUCCAGGAAGAAUCUGAUAUUGGAUUAGCUGGAGGGAACAAUUCACUGUUGACACUUGGGCUGGGAUUGUUGGCCACGGCAUUAGCUGCAGCGUAUGUGACAAGGCUUGCUAAGGAUGCUGUACAAGAUAUUGAGUAGAAGCAAGAAAAUAGGCUUUACCAAGUUAGCAAAUGACAAUGUAACUACUGAAAUUGUAAGAUUACUGGGACCAUCAUGUAAAUCCAUUUGUAUUAUUUG
This is a messenger RNA of Hevea brasiliensis (rubber tree), 1200 nucleotides long. RefSeq lists its product as uncharacterized. The record is from RefSeq and is a predicted model, not a curated record. The coding region runs from base 1 to 1101 and encodes 366 amino acids. The transcript has 8 exons. NCBI's taxonomy places the organism in Eukaryota, Viridiplantae, Streptophyta, Magnoliopsida, Malpighiales, Euphorbiaceae.